CCACACGCCAAAUGAGCUAAAAGGUUCACGUCGAGGCAACUAAACACUUCACAAUGCGCUCCGCCAUAAAGUUGAGGGCCGAUAGCAAGAAAUGGUACAACGCCCGUACAAAACGCCGGUAUGUUGCCUUUCGUUGACGCACAAAGUCACCUCUUGCUCUGAAACCUCGUGCAUACAUAUAAGCGCCUCGCAAAAAGAGAAAAGGAGCCGAAGGCGUGCCCGUUUGCGACCAGCGCGCUGUCACGGUAAGCAUGCAUCAAUGGAAGAGUCCGACUGCCAAUUCCGAAAAGACAUUGAUUGGCUUCUGCGCAAACCCGGUGUUGGGGCCUCGGCGGCAUGGUACAUCGUGGCGAUUGAGCCCGUAGACUUUCCCGAGAUGUGGAAUAUUACCGCCUCAAAUGGGGUCGAUGUUUGUGCUCCCGGCCCGCUUGCUGCCCGGGGGUUUACUCAUCGACGUUAUGGCUCGGACGGGUACUCGCAUGUAGCAACGGCCACGUCGGGCCUGUUUUCGGCAGCGCUGUGUUUGUAUAUCUGGAUCAGGCUCUGUUGGGAGAUGAUGCAUUUGCGAGACGAAGAAGCAACCAUGACCUUUCAAUAAAUUCCCUCUCCCCCUCCUCUGUCGACUUUGUUG
This is a messenger RNA of Fimicolochytrium jonesii, 631 nucleotides long. RefSeq lists its product as uncharacterized. Bases 92 to 598 code for a protein of 168 amino acids. The record is from RefSeq and is a predicted model, not a curated record. The transcript has 2 exons. NCBI's taxonomy places the organism in Eukaryota, Fungi, Chytridiomycota, Chytridiomycetes, Spizellomycetales, Powellomycetaceae.